Molecule: messenger RNA, 432 nt
Organism: Didymodactylos carnosus
Lineage: Eukaryota; Metazoa; Rotifera; Eurotatoria; Philodinida; Philodinidae
Source: the annotation of a GenBank genome assembly
AUGAUGAUAUCGGAUAAUGGUAUAUCGGAAGAGGGCGCCAAAGCUUUUGCAGAAGCACUGAAACUAAAUUCAGCAUUAACAAGUGUCAAUAUUGUAAGCUGCUAUAUAUCGGAAAAAGGUGGCAAAGCAUUUGCAGAAGCAUUAAGAGUAAAUUCAAGGUUAACAAGUCCGGAUGUUAGUGGAAACGGUAUACGGAAAGAAGGGGUUGAAGCCAUUGCAGAAGCACUGAAAAUAGAUUCAACAUUAACAAGUCUCAAUAUUGGAAACAACAGUAUAUCGAAAGAUGGUGCUAAAGCCAUUGGAGAAGCACUGACAAUAAAUUCAGCAUUAACAAGUCUGGAUAUGGGUUAUAGCAGUAUAUCGGAAGAGGACGCAAAAAGCCCUUGCAGAAGGAUUAAAAAUGAAUUCAACGUUAACAAGUCUCGCUAUUAG